GCCGGGGGGGGCAGAGGGGGCGGAGUUUCCAAAUUUCGACUGGCACAGGUACGAGCGGAAGCGAGCGGAGGCCGGAGAGAGCCGGGCGGAGGGGCAUGCAGGACUAUCAGAAUUUGCCGAUUGACAUCCAGACAAGCAAGCUCCUAGACUGGCUGGUGGACAGGAGACACUGCAACCUGAAAUGGCAGGGCCACGUGCUGACUAUCCGCGAGAAGAUCAACGCGGCCAUUCAGGACAUGCCGGAGAGCGAGGAGAUCAAGCAGCUGCUCUCGGGAUCCUAUAUUCACUAUUUUCACUGCCUGAGGAUUGUGGACAUUCUUAAAGGGACCGAGGCCUCCACUAAAAACAUCUUUGGUCGCUACUCUUCCCAGCGGAUGAAGGACUGGCAGGAGAUCCUGUCCCUGUACGAAAAGGAAAACACCUACCUAGUGGAACUCGCCAGCCUUCUCGUGCGCAACGUCAGCUACGAGAUCCCGUCCCUGAAGAAGCAGAUCAGCAAGUGCCAGCAGCUGCAGCAGGAGUACAGCCGCAAGGAGGAGGAGUGCCAGCUGGGGGCCGCCGAGAUGCGGGAGCGCUUCUACAGCUCCUGCAAGCAGUACGGCAUCACCGGCGAUAACGUGCGCCGGGAGCUGCUGGCCUUGGUGAAGGACCUGCCGGCGCUGCUGACGGAGAUCGGGGCCGGGGCCCGGGUGCUCUCGGAAGCCAUCGAUGUGUACCAGGCCUGUGUGCAGUUUGUGUGUGAGAGCGCCACGGAGCGGGUGGUGCCCAUGCUGCGACACGUGCAGGAGCGCGGGAACACGACCGUCUACGAGUGGAGGAGGGGGGUGGAGCCCACCAUGGUGGAGCGUCCACGGGCGGAGGAGCUGCCUGAGCAGCAGGACGAGGAGGCGAUCGACUGGGGGGACUUAGGGGUGGAGUCUGCGCCCGCCCCCAUGGGGGUUGAUUACAGCAUCUCCGGUGAAGACGGAGCCCAGGCCGAGGAGGUGGACUGGGGGAUCUCGCUGGAACCUGACCCACAGGGAGCCGGCACUGACGGGAUAGACUGGGGAGACGGGAGUGGCGGUGACCCGGAGCAGAUCACAGUGCUCGAGGCUGGCAUCCAGGUCCCAGAUGGAGUCGCCCGAGGGCCGGAUGCUCUGACCCUCCUGGAGAGCCCGGAGACCCGGAGCCAGUUCAUCGACGAGCUGAUGGAGCUGGAGACCUUCCUGUUCCAGCGCAUCGUGGAAAUGAGCGAAGAGGCUGACGUGGUGUCCGUGAGCCAGUUCCAGCUGGCCCCCCCCGUCCUGCAGGGCCAGACCACGCAGAAGGUGGGCGCCAUGGUGUCGGCCGUCCAGGAGCUGAUUGGCCGGCUGACCAACCUGCGGAUGCAGCACCUGUUCCUGAUCCUGGCCUCCCCGAGGUACGUGGACCGGGUGAGCGAGCUCCUGCGCCAGAAGCUGAAGCAGGCGGAGCUGCUGGUGCUGAAGAAGGAGCUCACGGCGCAGAAGAGGCAGGAGGCGCUGGAGGAGCAGGGGACCCUAGAGCCCAAACUCGACCUGCUGGUGCAGAAAACCAAGGAGCUGCAGAAACUAAUUGAAGUGGACAUUUCCAAACGGUACAGCGGGCGCCCUGUGAAUCUGAUGGGCACCUCCCUGUGACCCCUCCACGGCGAUGCAGCCCCCUACGGAGCCGGGGUCCCCCAGAGGGGCAGGACAGAGGAGGCAUUCCCGGGGCGCCGCUAACCAGGACUUGCUCACGGUGUACGGAGCAGAUGCCCUACCCAGGGGCUCCAGGCAGCCGGGAGGGAAUUGCUCAAUAAAGCGGGGGAAGCUGCUCCAUCCCCACCCUGCUCCUCAUGUGAAUUCACGCCCCGAUUCCCCUGGCCCGGCCUGCAGUGUCUCUCACUGGGGCACUGGCCCCUCCCCUCCCCUGUGUGUCUGACCAGGACACUGCCCCAGGGCAGACCCCCUGUGCAGCUCACAGGGACCCUGAGCCCUGCCCCGCUUUGAGCAGGAAGAUUGUCACUGGGUGGCGCCCUGGAGGCUUGUGGCCCUUCCCCGGAGCUGCCCUCCCACCACCGCCCGGGGAUCUGAACCAGGGGCAGGCGAGCGGCGGGGCUGCCAGCGGGAGCCCUCCCUUCCCCCGGCCCGACACCCUUCCAUCAAGCCACUGCCACCGGCUUUACCUGGCUGCCUGUUAUCAAGGCAGCUCCCAGCCCCGGCCUGCAGCGCCCCAUGGCGAGUGCCCCCCACCGGCCUGCUGGGAACUACCUCUGCUCCCAAGCGGCCCCUCAACACCUUGCUCCAGGCUGGGCCCGGCCCCCCUUCCAGCUCCCGGGCGGCUUUUGGGGUGAGGGUUUGGGGGGGGGGGUGAUUCAAUUUUAAUUUCAUAGCAGAGCAGUUGAUUCAUGGCUCUUUGUCGCCGGCGUUGACUCCCGUAAUGACUUUCCAUCAAAAUGAAAAGUGGAGUGACACCGCUCAUUAUUCCUGCUGCUUGUUAUCUCAGUCGUGGGGAGGGCCGCCCCCUCCCCGCUGCCUUUCAGCCGGCCCGGACAGUGAGUGAUGGCCCCUAUUAAUCACCGACCCCACGGACUCCGGCGGACACACGCUAUCCGCAGGAGAAGGGGGGGAGAGAUAAGGCACCGGCAACCGCUCCGAUCAAUUAACGUCAAGCGGCGUCACCCCUCCCAGCCCCUCGGCCUCGCCCCCUUUGGGGGGGGCGGUGAUGGGAGGUGGGCAAGCGACAGGAAAGGAGCGUUUGUGCCUCCUGGACUGAUUGGAUUCCCUCUGUCAGGGGAGCCCAGCGUGGGCUCCCCCUACCCCCAGGCCUUGGCAGCCCCCAAAGCCAGCUCCGUGCUGGGGUUGGAAGGCACGUCAGCCAGUGGAGGGCGCCUCGGGGAGGCUGUUUAUUUUGCACAGGCUCUCCCUGCCACAGACCAUUGAUCCAAUCCCGCCAGCUGUCCCGCCUCCUGUCCCUUCUCAGCAGCCCAUUGGUCCCAUCUCAUCCUCCAUCCCGCCUCCAGCGUUGACCUGGAUGCUACCUGGUGUUUCAAAAGAAACCGCCUCCCAUCCCCAAUCCUCCCCCUGCUCUCUGCUCAGCUCCUGCUGUGCCCUCCC
Molecule: messenger RNA, 3095 nt
Organism: Mauremys mutica (yellowpond turtle)
Lineage: Eukaryota; Metazoa; Chordata; Testudines; Geoemydidae
Gene: CDK5RAP3
Product: CDK5 regulatory subunit associated protein 3
Exons: 14
Coding region: 96-1637 (513 amino acids)
Biological process (GO): regulation of mitotic cell cycle; regulation of cyclin-dependent protein serine/threonine kinase activity
Cellular component (GO): endomembrane system
Source: RefSeq, a predicted model, not a curated record